Camelus dromedarius (Arabian camel) is the source of this 1347-nucleotide messenger RNA. RefSeq names its product melanoma-associated antigen 10-like. Gene Ontology annotation, biological process: negative regulation of transcription by RNA polymerase II. The record is from RefSeq and is a predicted model, not a curated record. Lineage: Eukaryota; Metazoa; Chordata; Mammalia; Artiodactyla; Camelidae. Gene Ontology annotation, cellular component: nucleus.
AUGGGGCAGGAGGACCUCGGGCAGCAGUUCCUGAAAUGCGGGUCUCAGAGGGACUGGGGUCUUGGUAUGACGGGCGGGGCCUCAGGUUCACAGACGACCGUCCACCAGGAGGAGAGCCCCUGUGAGGCCGAGGGCACCCCUGAAGAGGAGACCAGAGUUAUCAUGCUUCCCACUCCAAAGCAUUGGUGUUACACCAAGUGUUUGCAUUGCAUGCUUCAGGAAGGUCUUCAGUCUGAAAGCAGGGUGUGGAGCCUUUUGAGCGCACUCAUUCCUGAGUCUCAGGAGGAGGAAGCCUCGUCCUUUUCCUCCUCCUCAUCCUCCUCCUCUUCCUCCCCUUCCUCUCCUUCCUCCCCCUGUUCCUCCUCUUCUUCUCCCUCCUCCUCCUCCUCCUCCGGCUCCUCCUGUUAUUUUCUCAUCCCAAGCACCAUAAAGGAGGUUUCUGGUGCUGUUGGGACACCAAGUCUUCUCCAGGGUUCUCAGAGAGUCUGCUCCUCCCACAUUGCCAUGGCAGUCACACCAUCAAUCAAAUCAGAUCAGGGCUCCAGCAGCCAAGAUGGGAAGGGCCCAAGCACUUUGCAGUCCCUGCCAGUCACUGGGUCCUUGUUUAAAGAUGCCAUAGAAGAUAAGGUGGCUGAUCUAGUGGGGUUCCUGCCUCAAUAUCACACAAAAGAGCUAAUCACAAAAGUAGAAAUGCUUAUUGUAAUCAAAGAUUACCAGGACCACUUCCCUGUGAUCCUCAGCCAAGCCUCUGAGUGCCUCCAGCUGGUCUUUGGCAUUGAUGUGAAAGAAUUGGACCCCAUCAGCCACUCUUAUGUCCUGGUCAACACCUUGGGCCUCACCUACAAUGGGAUGCUGAGUGAUGACCAAAGUGUACCCAAGACUGGCCUCCUUAUAAAUAUCUUGAGUGUGAUCUUCAUGGAUGGCAACUGUUCCCCUGAGGAGAACAUCUGGGAAGUGCUGAGUGUGAUGGGGCUCUGUGCUGGGAGGAAGCACUUCAUCUAUGGGGAGCCCAGGGAACUCAUCACCAAAGUGUGGGUGCAGGAGGGGUACCUGGAGUACCGGCAGGUGGCCAACAGCGAUCCCGCUCGCCACGAGUUCCUGUGGGGUCCCCGGGCCCACGCAGAGACCAGCAAGAUGAAAAUCCUAGAGCUUUUGGCCAAAAUAAAUGGUACCAUCCCCAAUGCCUUUCCUAUCUUGUAUGAGGAUGCUUUGAGAGAUGAGGAAAAGAGAUCUCAAGCCAGAGUUGCAGCCAGGGCCAGUAGUAGGGUCAGGGCCAGUGGUAGGGUCAGAGCCACUGGUAGGGCCAGGGCCAGGGUCACACCCAACAGCUUCUGUCGCCACAAGUGA